Molecule: messenger RNA, 939 nt
Organism: Adineta ricciae
Lineage: Eukaryota; Metazoa; Rotifera; Eurotatoria; Adinetida; Adinetidae
Source: the annotation of a GenBank genome assembly
AUGGGUGGUCUUCUUAAAUACGGCUAUAAAAGACCUGGUGCUGACGCUGAUUUUUGGUCUGAUAGUAUUGUUGGUAUUAAUCUCUUACAACUUUCUACUUCUCCAUUAAAACUUACAAAUGAUCAAAUCAAUUUUUUAAAUGAUCAUCAAAUUGAUUCUAAUAAAGCACAAACGAUUCUCGAUGCGAUUAUUUAUGCAAGAUGUUCAGUAGAUGUACAUAUGAUCACUUUUGGAAUAGGUGGUUCAGCUGCAUUACUUGUUGAAGAUAUUAAUGUAACAGUACUUAGUCGAUUAUGUCAUGAUGUUCUUUCUCAUUACUUGAAAACAGAAAAUAAAGAACAAAAUCGACCAAUAUUUGCUUUCAAAUCUGAAUGGCGAAAAAAUCGUUUUAUCCGUGGUUCAUGUUCAUUUCAUUCGACUAAUUCUACACGAAAUGAUCAAGAUACUUUACGUGAACCGUAUAAACCUGAUGGAAUUCCACGGAUUCUGUUUGCUGGUGAAGCCACUCAUCAACGAUUUUUUUCGACAAUUCAUAGUGCUUUUGAAAGAUUGCACUCAAUACAACGGAUCAAUUCAAUUCCAUUGAAAAGAAUUCCAAUGAAUUAUAUUUCUUUAAUUAUUUUUCUCGGUGUGAUGAUCACUAUGAUUCAUUGUUCGAUUAUUUCUCGAACAAAUAAUCGUAAUGAUGUUGAUCCAUUUGGAUUAAUUCGAGAUAACUAUGGUUGUGAUGCUGUUAUUAAAAGUUGCGGAAAUAAAGGAAAAUGUUGCGAUGUUCAUGAUGCUUGUUACAAACGACAUGGUUGCAAAGCUAUUAGUUGGAUCUAUUUGUGGGGAAAUUGUCGUCAAUGUAAUUUAGAUGUAAUGGCUUGUGCUGUUAGACAAAAUCCAGGAAAAAGUUCAUGUUGUUCAGCUAAAAAUUGUGGACAACCACGACCAUAA